Messenger RNA from Rhinocladiella mackenziei CBS 650.93, 3570 nucleotides. RefSeq lists its product as uncharacterized. Gene Ontology annotation, molecular function: phosphorelay sensor kinase activity; histidine phosphotransfer kinase activity. Gene Ontology annotation, biological process: protein autophosphorylation; phosphorelay signal transduction system. Bases 1 to 3570 code for a protein of 1189 amino acids. Lineage: Eukaryota; Fungi; Ascomycota; Eurotiomycetes; Chaetothyriales; Herpotrichiellaceae. Gene Ontology annotation, cellular component: membrane. The transcript is spliced from 5 exons. The record is from RefSeq and is a predicted model, not a curated record.
AUGCGGAUCUCAAUCCGGGAGCAGCUCGGACUCCUCGUCCUGUUCUGCUCUCUCACAUCGCUUAUGGUCCUAGCACUGGCAGUGGUAUGCUUCAUUCAGGCCGUCAAGGUGGACAAUACUGACUGCUUUCUCGUGGUGCAGUGGUUCCAAAAUUAUAAUUUCGUCAUCAACAUGAGGUUACUGUCGGGUCUUUCCCUAACGGCUUCGCUGAAGGCGGCCCAAUUGUCUAGUACCCUUCUCUUGUACGAGUCGCAGGUCCGAUCUGUCUCGACACGAAUCGUAUUACAAAACGCUCUGGGCAGGUACAAUCGAGGUAACACUAGUAGCGAGAACUGGGUCCUCAGUCAGAGUGAUCUGGAGGGCGCUUUAGCGAAUGGAUCUCUUUUGGUGCAAGCGACAUUAUUUCCCAAUGCCUUCAACGGGAACACCAGCGCGGUCAAUGGGCUGCUCAAUGUCACCGCGAGUGGGUUGAGCGGAAGAGUCAAACUGCCGUAUGCCUACCCUAAUGGCUCUGCUGUUUACCUUGGGGAUCCGGGAUUAGGGUAUCCUCCCACGCUGUAUCCCAAUCUAACUUACGGACCGCCACUGCCGGGUUACAACUCCUCUUCGGUGUCGUAUAACGGCCAAACGAUCGACCCCGGCGAGGCAUUGAUUCUCGGCCCUUUGCCCGUUAAUGAAACAUAUGGUCUCCUAUCCCUCACAGUGGCCAUGAUCAACAACACUUCUCGGUCUGAUAUCCAAGGCUGGGUGACAAUGGUUGUCAAUGCAGAUAUACUGUACAACGUCCAGAACUCCCCUGAGGGACUGGGCAAGACCGGCGAAACCCUCCUUAUUGGCCCAGCUACCCCCGACAAUCAUUACCAGCGGGAGAUUCGGGGCUCAACAAAGGAUUAUGCCCAAUCUCAACUUGUUCGAUUUGUUCUUCCGCCGCAUAGCAAUUCCACCCUGCAAGGACGCCACCAAGCUCGAAGUUCCAUCACUAAUUCAACUACACCAUUUCCCAUGUCGGAAUAUCCCGCAGUAGUAGCAGCGUGGACGAAAGACAACAAUGCCAUCAAUAAUGCGGGCGCAUUCAUUUCCACGCGUAAUGAAGAUGGCACGCGAGUUUCUACGGGAUACGCAACCGUGUCCGCAAAAUCUGUCGACUGGGUUCUGGUUGUGGAACAGUCACACCAGGAGGUCAUUGAACCUAUCAACCAUCUUCGGGACGUCGUUCUCAUUUGCGUCUUCUCUGUGACUGGUCUUCUCCUGGUCAUCACGUUUCCCGUGGCACAUUAUUCAGUCACACCGAUCCGUGAACUGCGAGCAGCGACCGCAAAAACCGUGGAACCAUAUCAACCGGACGAUAACAGCGAAUAUUCGAGUACGAUGGGCCCCCUGGCUGGAGGGGAGGAAGAGAGCAGUCCUAACCCGAUCGAAGAGGAAACGGCCCGAAAAGAAGGCUUUUUGGGGUUUCUCACCAAGAUCGGAAUGCCCAAGCAAACUGAGCGGUCCACAACGCCGAGAAGCUUACGUCGCAAGACUUUCAGAAUCCCUCGCAAGGUGCCAGAGCGUCGGCAUUGGAUCACCGACGAGCUGACGGAGCUAACGAGAACGUUCAACGAGAUGUCUGACGAGUUGACGAUGCAGUAUGAGCGCCUGGAAGAACGAGUCAAGGAGCGCACCGCGGAGCUUGAGAAGAGCAAGAAGGCCGCCGAGGCGGCAAACCAGAGCAAGACGCUCUUCAUUGCGAACAUCUCCCACGAACUCAAGACACCGCUCAACGGCAUUCUUGGGCUUACCACGGUUUGCAUGAACGAGGAUGACCUUGGAAAGAUUCGGACCACUCUGAACACGAUUUACAAAUCUGGCGAUCUGCUCCUUCAUCUGUUGACCGAUCUCCUCACGUUCAGUAAGAACGAAGUUGGUCAGCAGCUUUCAAUCGAUGAGGCCGAAUUUAGAUUGAGUGACCUGAGCACGCAGUUGAUCCCGACCUUCGAGAAGCAGGCCCGAGAAGCGCAAGUCGACCUCAAGAUUUUGUUUCUGGGAACAAAUGAUGCCUUUGGGGACGCCUCUGACUUCUCGGGCGAUAGAUUAUAUGGCCCAGUUGGCACAGGGCGUGUCAGAGAUAUGUGCCUGUGGGGUGACAAGAAUCGAAUUUUGCAGGUUCUGAUGAAUUUCGUGAGCAACAGCCUCAAAUUUACACCGGCACACGGCUCCGUCACCGUUCGCGUUCGUUGUACUGGACUGGUUGAAGUCUUGCCUAGCCGAGCAGGUAGUGCGCGGAAGUCGUCUCUGAAUUCACGAAAGUCGAAGUCGUCUAGCGCGAAGCGGGUGCGGAUGUCGGAUGGCUCACUUGCCAUCCCAGACACGCCCGAUAACGAGAAAUCCCACUCAAACUCGACCUCUCAUGGAGACCCAAAACUCAGCAUCAACGUUGCAGGGGGCACCACACACAUACGCAAAGUUGUCGAGCGACAGAGGUCGAUGUCUCCACCACCUUUAAACACAAAGGAUCUCAGCUUUGAGUUUGAAGUGGAAGACACUGGUCCUGGAAUUCCACCUGACCAGCAAAAAAAGAUCUUCGAACCAUUUGUCCAAGGCGAUCUCGGUUUAAGCAAGAAAUAUGGCGGAACUGGUCUCGGCCUGAGUAUUUGCGCCCAACUCGCAGCUCUCAUGGGAGGUGACAUAUCUCUGGACAGCACGGUGGGAGUAGGCAGCAAAUUUACCAUGAGAAUACCCCUUCGUUACGUUGCGGAACGAAGUCCGUCAAUGACAUCCUCCAUGCACAAAUCGCACUCCAAAGCAAGCAGUGUCGUGGAACAGACAUUUCAUGAUCCUGGUGAUUCGUCGAUGCUCAACCAUACCGAUUCCACGGCGUCUUUAGGUUCAAUGCGCGAUGAUAGGCUGGGACAAGCUAAAUUGGCAGAUAUUCCCCGGAUCGUUGGUUUUACGCAGCCUUACGUGGCGAAGGAGGCCAAAAGCAGCAAUUCUUCGGAAGCCAAACUCAACGAGAUGAAGAAAGUCGAAAGUGAAGCUGCGCAGAAGGGCAGGAAAGUGCGAGUUCUGGUGGCGGAAGACAACAAAGUGAAUCAGGAAGUCGUCCUCCGGAUGUUACGAUUGGAGGACGUUUAUGAUGUCACCAUUGCAAAAGACGGACAGGAAGCAUUCGAAAAGGUUCGGGAGUCGAUGUUUAGCGGUGAACGGUUUGAUCUUGUGUUUAUGGAUGUUCAAAUGCCCAAUCUGGACGGAAUUCAAUCGACAAGACUCAUCCGGGGAAUGGGCUUCUCCGCGCCCAUAGUAGCCCUCACAGCAUUUGCGGAAAAGUCCAACGAGGAUGAAUGUAUGGCAUCGGGAAUGGAUUAUUUCCUAGCGAAACCAAUUCGACGACCGGCUCUUAAACAGGUUCUAAAAAAGUACUGCGCAACCAUCCCAGAAGAGGAAAAUGAGGGAAGCUCCGCUGCCGCGGAUUCUUCAAAGGAAAAUUCAGGGUCACAACGGCCAAAUGGCUGCCCGCCGCCGUUGGCUCCAGAGUCGAAAGAUCCGGUUGUGGAGGCAAACGACUCCACUAAAGCCUCUCCCCUAUCAUAA